This is a messenger RNA of Rubroshorea leprosula, 2606 nucleotides long. The record is from the annotation of a GenBank genome assembly. Lineage: Eukaryota; Viridiplantae; Streptophyta; Magnoliopsida; Malvales; Dipterocarpaceae.
AGGACGACUAAUUUAAUACAUAUAAGUAAUCAAACAUCGAAAACAAAAUUUCCAAUGAGCAGCACACAAAAAUAAUUAGCCACAUACAAAAAAAAAAUUUGUUUUGUGGCUAAGUAGCAUUUUUUGUAGACUCUGUCACCAUCCGUCUUCCAUAUGGACCCUUUUACUGAAAUGGGUAUUAUGGGUUCGUCUUCCAAAGCUUCAGAAGGCAAGUCCAUGGCGGUGGACGAUCAACCUCAAACAUUCCGUGCAGGUUCAGUCGUUGAGGUCAGCAGUGAGGAGGAAGGCUUCAAGGGUUCAUGGUUUGUAGCCAAGAUUCUAACUUUACCUAAAGAGAGGAACAAAGGCAAGGCCUUGAUUCAGUACCAGACAUUGAUUACAGAUGAGGAAUCAAGGAAACCAUUGAAAGAGUCUGCAAGUCUCUCCUUCAUCAGGCCAUUGCCACCAGGACCUGAACCAGACCAGAUUUUUGAAGUGAAUGACAUUGUUGAUGCAUUUCACAGAGAUGGGUGGUGGGUUGGUGUCGUUUCAAGAGUUCUUGACCACCGCAGGUACUAUGUGUCUUUUGAAGAACCGGGUGAACAGCUUGAGUUUGACCGUUCAAAUUUGAGGGUACAUUUGGAUUGGCUUGAUGGCAAAUGGGUUAAACCUCAAAAGCUGCAGGAGUCCAAUCGUAAAAAGGUUGAUGGAGUUGAGAAACUUAUUAUUAAUACUUUUCAGAAGAAGAGGAGAAAACUACAAAAAUGUAAAAGUCAACUAUCUCCACUAGUACAAGGUAAGGAAGGUAAUGCACUGGAAAUUGUUCCAAUGGAUCAUUUAAUUGAGGAAGUUGAAUUUUCUGUCCAUGCAACAUUGAAGGAUAUUAACCAGCAGAAGGGUCAUGUCAUGAGCAGGCACAGGAAAGAAGAUUGUAGUACAAGAGCUCGAGCGAAGAGAAAGCGACCUCAAGUGGUGUAUGAAAUUAUCAAGCCUUUGUCUGUUGAUGUUCCUCAAGCACAUUUUACAGAACACACUGCCAAACAAGCUGACUUGUCCAGAGUCUUAGGGUUGGAGCCAGGAUCUCAAACUGCAAUCAAAGGAACAAUUAAUAUAGCUUCUGCAAGAGAUUGCAACACAAAAGAAAAUGAGGUGGUUUUGGCUGUAAAGGCCUCUGAUAUUUGUCAUGAUGUGCAACCUAUUUCAUCUUGCUUUGAAGAUGCGCCAUCAACACUUGAACUUGCAAACAUGCCACCCAUGCUAAUGAAAGGAAUUGAAUCUGGUUCUCAGACGGCAGUGGUCGAAAUAGUUUCCACAACAGAUUGCCAGACAAAAGAAAACAAAGUGAUUUUGGCUGAAAAAGAGUGCAAAACAAGUCAUGGCAGGGAACAUAGAUCAUUGUGCUUCAAAGAAGCUCAGUCCACGCUUCGAGACAUUGAUACCUCGACAGUGAAUGAACAAGACUCCAGUCUUGUUCCUGAUGGAGUUGUGAAUCAACAGAAUGAUGACAGAGAAAAGGCCCUUGAAGACAGGCGCCCAUUGCUUAUGAAAGGAAAUGACUCCGGUACUGAGACUGCAAUCAUUUAUGUAGUUUCUGCAACAGAUUGUAAGACAAAAGAGGAUGAGGUGGCUUUGGGUAGAAAAGACUGCAACAUGUGUCAAGAUGAGCAGCCUUUGUCAUUAUGCUGUGAAGUAGCUCAGUCCACACUUCAAGACACUGAUCCCUCUCUAAUGAAUGGAAAAGACUCCAGAGAAAAGCCUCUCGAAAUUGAGAUGCAGUCACCUUCAACUGGUGCCAUGGGCAAUGGUGAGCUAAUGGAGGGGCAAGACUUUCUUCUCCUAGAGGACUCACCAGUCUGGAAAGCAGUUAGAUCCAUGGAUGUUUUCCAAACCAUGCCUCAGAAACCUCAUUUUCGACCCUUACUCAAGGCCAAAGAGAUAGCCCGUGAAGGAUUGGCUGUUGGUCAUAUGAUCACAUUUGCAGCAUUGGUGCAGAAGGCAAAAAAAUUGAAAAUGGGGGAUCCCAUCAAGAGUUUUACUAGCAUUCUGGAAUCUCUUCCUGAAUUUGAGAUACUUGGAUUUGACAUUAAGUCAGUGAAGCUUCGCGUUAACAGGUUGUUGUUUCUCAAAGAUAAGCAAGAACGGCUUCUAGGGAAGUCGAAGGCCAAUGCAACUAAGGUCACAGAGCACUCUAAUAAACUAACCACAUUGGAUGCAGAGAUAGAGAACGUUGAAAAGCAAAUGAAAACCUUAGCUGAAAAGCAAACAUUGCUCUUUUCGGAGAGGCAGAUAGAGAAGUCUAAAAUUGCAGAGGUGCAAGAAGAAGAAGAGGGUACCGUUCAAGACAUCCAACGCACCGAGAUGGAUUUCGAAAGUAUAGCCACUAGCCCUUGGUGACCACUAUGGUUCUCUCAUAUGACCUUUUUGUUCCACCGUCUACUAAGCUAUAUUUUGGUCCCAAAUUAACAGCCCAAGUGAACUUGUUCAUAGUUAUAGGGCAUUGAAUGACAUACUACUGGGAAGAAGAUUAUACCUUCAAGUGGCUUUUUUUUGGUUAUAUAUGAGCCAUUUAAACAAACUAAUAUGUAGAUAUUGCAGUUACUAAUGAGUAAUAGAAGUGGGUAACUUAA